Punctularia strigosozonata HHB-11173 SS5 is the source of this 1982-nucleotide messenger RNA. Its product is annotated as alpha/beta-hydrolase. NCBI's taxonomy places the organism in Eukaryota, Fungi, Basidiomycota, Agaricomycetes, Corticiales, Punctulariaceae. The transcript is spliced from 9 exons. The record is from RefSeq and is a predicted model, not a curated record. Gene Ontology annotation, molecular function: carboxylic ester hydrolase activity. The coding region runs from base 163 to 1800 and encodes 545 amino acids.
CCGCCCGUCGCAUGACCUCUCCAAGACCAGCUGAGACCCAGGAGAUCAAAUUAUGGGCCGUAGCGUGACCUACGCGCGGAUCCUGCUCAGACAAUGCUCGGUAUAAACCCCAUAGCAAUCGCGGCGCGUUGUCUCGAGCUCGACGGCCUACCUCUCCCAACAAUGUUCGUCGUGUUAAGGCGCCUCUUCACCACCUUGGCCUUAGCCUUCGGCGCCGUAGCUCUCUCCGCGCCCACUGUCACAGUUCGGAAUGGCACGUAUACCGGCCUGUCGCUGCCCUCGUUCAAGCAGGAGCUCUUCCUGGGCAUGCCGUACGCGCAGCAACCUCUCCCUCCCGAUCUCCGUCUUCGCGCGCCGCGAUCGCUCAACUCGUCGUGGACCGGCACGCGCAACGCGACGGAAUACAGCCCUAUUUGCAUAGGUUACCCGGCCAUUGGCGCGAACGACGAUGAGGGGUAUGAACUCAGCGAGGCUUGUCUGACGAUGAACGUCGUGCGUCCUCAGGGCGUUAAGGAAGGCAGCAACCUCCCAGUGAUGGUCUGGAUCUACGGAGGAGGGUUCAGUAUGGGUGGAAGCGCGGAUCAUCGUUACAAUGCUACAUGGAUCGUGCAACGCAGCGUGGAGAUGGGCCAGCCCAUCGUCUUUGCGAGCUUCAAUUAUCGUGUUACUGCCUUCGGAUUCAUGUGGUCAAAGGAGCUUGCCGCAGAGGGCGUAGGCAACUUUGGUCUUCUCGACCAGUAUCUCGCUCUGAGGUGGAUUCACGAAAAUAUUCACGCCUUCGGCGGCGACCCGUCCAAGGUUACCAUCAUGGGCGAGAGCGCGGGCGCCAUCAGCAUCUCCCUUCAACUCCUCGCCUAUGGCCAGACCUCCACUCACCUCUUCCGCGCCGGCAUACUCGAAUCCGGCUCGCCCUCGACGUGGAACUACCUCACGCCGGCGGACUAUCAACCCCAAUUCGACGCCGCCGCCGCCGGUGCGGGAUGCGGCAACGCCACGGAUGUUUUGGCAUGCCUCAGGAGCGCGCCAUUGGAAGCGUUCGUGAACGCUACGAACGGGACGGACACGCUCGCGUGGGGCCCGGUUGUGGACGGCACGUUCAUCAAGGGCAGCGUGACCGCGACGUUGAAGCGGGGCAGAUUCAUCAAGGUGCCUUUGUUGCUUGGAGCCAACCUCGACGAAGGCGCGACCUUCGGACCUCGGGGGCUGAACAACGAGACGUCCAUCGCGGAGGCACUGGCAACGCAGUACGCACACCUGAGCAACGAUAGCAUCAGCAAGAUCCUCGAAUAUUACCCUGACGACCCGUCAAUCGGAUGCCCGUACAACACUGGCGACGGUAUCCUUUCCACCGGGACGCAAGACAAGCGGGCGCUGAGCAUCUGGGGUGAUAUAUACAUGCACGCUGGGCGCCGACUGUUGGCGGAGAGUGUCGCAUCGUCGCAUGACGUCUACUCGUACCACUUCGCGCAGGCGCCCGACAACUCGACGGUCGAGUACGGUGUAACGCAUUUCCAGGAAGUCGCGUUCGUGUUCAGCAACCCGCUCCCGACGCAGAACUCGCUCUCUACCCGUCCCGGCGAUGCCGAACUCGCGAAGCUCAUGACCAGCUACUGGAUAUCCUUCGUCUACAAUCUGGACCCCAACCAUAGCGGCGUCAAGGGAGCUCCACAAUGGCCAAGUUAUCGCCAUCAGAAGAAGAACGUGGUGUUCAAGCGCAAGGGAAGCUACGUCGAGGAUGAUGAUUACCGUGCGAAGGGUGUUGCCUUCCUUAACUCGCUAGAGGGCGAGAUGCAACAUUGAAACCCGUUCAGAAAGUUCUUGCCUUCGCGCCAAUCUAAUGUUUGUAUAAUCGAAAGCGAAUAUAACUGCGGUGAAAGCACUGCGUCUCGAAGAUCUGGAACUCGUCGAAGACCCCCACCGGCCGUCGUCGUCCGCUGCUAUAUGCAAUGCAGGCAUUUGAUUAUCACCUGGACUAUUUCAAC